AUGAAUAGCCAAUACAUACGUCAUGAAGUCCGUGGAUGCGAAACUAGUGACCUGAGAAACUUCUGGGAAAAGACUAUUGCACAACAAACUCAAUAUCUGCAAAUUGAAAAAGAACGUCAGCGAAGAAGUGCUCUGAAAAAGCUCAGAAAUGAAUGGAUGGAGAGGCUGGAAAAACGGAUAAAGAUGUUAAGGACCCAACCUGAAGACCCAUCUAGCUGA
Apaloderma vittatum (bar-tailed trogon) is the source of this 219-nucleotide messenger RNA. RefSeq lists its product as uncharacterized. The coding region runs from base 1 to 219 and encodes 72 amino acids. The record is from RefSeq and is a predicted model, not a curated record. The transcript is spliced from 2 exons. Lineage: Eukaryota; Metazoa; Chordata; Aves; Trogoniformes; Trogonidae.